AACAUUGGAUUUUGCCUUCCUUUCCGUAGGCUUUUCUACUCUACUUGCACAUCAUGAAAAGUGGUCGAGGUAUGCAGAAAUCUGAACGCCCUCUUCAAAGUCACGAGGAUGCCAUGUCCAAUGAUGCAGUCGAAGAGUUAGAUUUCGAUGAUGGAAGAUGUGGAGGUAGGCCUGCAGCUGCUAAACUAGAAAGGAAAAGAGGUGAGGAGAGAGAAACAUGGAAAAAGAAGAGGAGGAAGAAGAAGGAAGAGGAUGACAAUCAAGCUGAGGGUGAGGAGGGAGAAGCAAGGAGAAAGAAGAAAAGAAAGGAUGAGAGAGAAGUAAGAAUGAAGAACAAGAUGAAGAGGAAGAAGAAGGAGCAGGAGGAAGAUAAGGAAGAGUCUGAGGAGGGAGAACAAGGGAGGAAGAAUGAGGAGGACCAAGAAAAAGAUACAAUUAUGGAAGAAGGGAAAAUAAGGAAGUCCCAAGGUGAUUCAGAGUCAGAAGAAAGAACUGUUUAUGUUGGCAAUGUCCCCCUUGUCACCAAGAAGAAAGAACUGAAGAGGAUAUUCCUACCAUAUGGAUCAGUGGAAUGCAUUAGAUUCCGUGGUGCACCAGUACCUGAUCCAAAGAUUCCCAAAAAAGCUGCCAUAAUAAGGAGGCAGUUUCAUCCUCAACGAAAAACCAUGUGUGCUUAUGUACGCUUCAUUUGUACUGAAGAGGCUGGGAGAGCUCUUGAUGCGAAUGGACAGAUACUUCAUGGGCAUCACAUUCGAGUAGAUUGGGCAGAUCCAAAGAAAGAUGAAUCUGGAAGAGACAAGAAAAAAGCAGUAUUUGUAGGUAAUGUGCCAUUUGAUCUUGAAGAUGAAGAUCUACGGAAGCAUUUUGAGAGCUGUGGAGAACUCCAGAGUGUCAGAUUAAUUAGAGAGAGUUCCACAGGUUUAGGGAGAGGAUUUGGAUAUGUGAACUUCAAGGAGGAGGAUGGAGUAAAGAAUGCAUUGAUGCUCAAUGGUAGUGUGCUGAAUGGAAACUCACUACGUGUGAUGAAGAUAAUGAAGAAACCCAAGUUGAAGAAGGAGAAGGAAGGAGUUGGGAAGUAUAGAGGUGUGCCAAAAAGAGAAAAGCAAAGGAGUUCUGAAGACAGUCAAGAUGAUGAUCUACAACCAGAUGCCACUGGUAAAAUUCAUCCACAGCUUGAUAAGAGAAAUCAGAAGAAAGAUAUUCAGAAACAUCAAGGCAAGCAGUCAUCAGCAAAAAAAUUCUUCCCUAGGACAAACAAGAAGUGCCAGAGUCAAUCAGAUCAACACUACAAGUUUCAUCUUAAAAUCCCAGUUGAAGAGCUGACACUAGAAGAGUUAAAGUGA
This is a messenger RNA of Darwinula stevensoni, 1343 nucleotides long. The record is from the annotation of a GenBank genome assembly. Lineage: Eukaryota; Metazoa; Arthropoda; Ostracoda; Podocopida; Darwinulidae.